GUUGUAGUUCUUUAGUUGUAGUUCCUGAGUUGCUGAGCUAACGUCCAGCUUGUAGUUCCCUCUGCCUCGGGCAGGCUAAACCAGCUAACUGGCUCCAAAAACAGCUGGAUAAAUAAAUAAUAAUUAUUUUUUAUUGUUGUUUAGUCGCCGUGUGGAGAGGAGUCCAUCUUCUGGUGAGAUCAUGUCGGACUUCUCGCUGGCCGAUGCUUUAGGAGACGACUCCCCGAGCCAGGCAAAGAAAAUAGGCAACACCAACCCGGCCGCCCCGCCGGCCGGCAACCCUGCACCUCCUCCCACAAACCCAGGAUGGCCCAGCUCAGCCCCAGGAGCUCCCACCCAGCCCUCGGCCCCGGGCGACUUCCACCACGGCGGAUCGUCCGGCCCGGGAGCGCCGGGGCAGUUCCCGUUCCCCUCUGGUCCUGGAGCGCCGGGGCAAUACCCAGGACCUCCCUCAGCACCCGGUGGUGGGUUCCCCCCAGGUCCUGGAAUACCAGGACAGUAUCCCGCUCCAGGAGCUCCAGGGCAGUUCCCCUCCAGUCCCGGAGCGCCAGGGCAGUUCCCCGGGCAGUUCCCCGGGCAGUACCCACCUGAAGGAGCUCCAGGACAGCUACCCGGAGGCCCUGUCUCUUACCCAACCGGACCAUUUGCUUCCGGCCCCGGAGCACCACCCGGGCCUUAUCCAAAUGUGCCUUUCCCAGGAAGUCAUCCAGGAGGAGGAGGAGGAGGCAACGGGAUGUACGGACCAGGUGGUCCAGGUGCGUUCCCACCUCCUGCUGGCCCUGGUUCUUUCCCCGCAUUCCCUGCUGGAGGCUUCCCCCCGAUACCUCCCGGGUCAUGGGGACCACCUGGAGGCGGAGGCUUCCCUCCUGCUCCUGGCCCCUUCGGUCCUGGUCCUAUGGGUCCAUAUGGUGGGCCUGCCGCUCCAGGAGGCAUGUUGAUGGUGCCGCAUGAUCUCCCUCUUCAUGCCGGAAUGAUGCCACGACUUUUAAUCACAAUAGUCGGGGAGCCCGUUCCCGGUGGAGACAGGUUCCACGUUGACUUCAUCAAAGGCCCGGACGUCGUCUUUCACUUCAAUCCUAGAUUUCCCGAGCAAACAAUCGUCAGAAACUCCAACCUGGGUGGAUGUUGGGGGCCGGAGGAGCGAGAAGGAGGCUUCCCGUUUGUUCAGGGGCAACGUUUUGAGCUGAAGAUCCUCGUGGAGGAGGACACGUUCAAAGUGGCCGUGGACGGCACCCACCUGCUGGAGUACGAGCACAGGGUCGGCGGCCUGGAGGAGGUGACCCUGGUGCGAGUGUCCGGAGACGUCGUCCUCCACAGCGCCGCCCCGAGCAUGAUCUGAACCCUCCGAGCUACUAAACCACACCGCUGUUACAGGAAGACCGAGGUCGAACUCCACCACCGUAUUCGAAAAAACCCCUUGACGGGAGUUUUCGAGGCAGCCGAGUGCGAUCUUUGCCCACCUGGAGCUUCUUCAUUUAUUACAGAACGGAGGGCAGAUCAGCUCAGAUCUGCACACUAUAAUCUUUUUUUUGUUUUUUACUGGCUGACGUCUCAGUUUAUAGCCACACAAUCCAGUAUAUUUUACGACAUAACAAUAUCAAAGUAGUGAAUGAGCCGAUCUAACACGGGCGUUUUAAGGAAAUACUAAUUUAUACCUGAAUAAAAAGAAUGUAGGCCAACGUCCCGAACAUAUAAUGUCCACCAGUAUGCUGUAUUCUGUUUACAGUACAUGUAUGUUUAUUAUUUUGUCCUCUGUAAUGCAUGAGAGUGUGUCACCGCCUUACUUCAGCGCUCCCCAACAAACACACAGUACACGACUCUGAGCUCCUCCAGUAUUAAUCCUCCCGAGCGCUCACACCGGAGGCAGAUAUGAUUUCAUGUUGAAGUCUAAUCAUAAAAAAACAAAACAAAAACAAAAAGCGAGGCUCGAGUCAAACAUUGGUGAGAGGAGAGAGGUUUAAUGUUGCCAAAGAAAACCGUGGUUUUGAGAUUAUAUGCUGAGAAAUGAAAAGGCAACGAAUGAAGACUGAUGAUGCUGUUUGAUUCAGAAUAUUGUUCACGUUCCAUGAGCUGUCUGCCUGUACACUCAAUAAAUGCUAGUUUCUCUGCUC
This is a messenger RNA of Larimichthys crocea (large yellow croaker), 2111 nucleotides long. RefSeq names its product lectin, galactoside binding soluble 3a (gene lgals3a). The transcript is spliced from 6 exons. Gene Ontology annotation, molecular function: laminin binding; IgE binding; disaccharide binding. Gene Ontology annotation, biological process: eosinophil chemotaxis; positive chemotaxis; neutrophil chemotaxis. Gene Ontology annotation, cellular component: cytoplasm; immunological synapse; nucleus. The record is from RefSeq and is a predicted model, not a curated record. Bases 182 to 1339 code for a protein of 385 amino acids. Lineage: Eukaryota; Metazoa; Chordata; Actinopteri; Sciaenidae.